Messenger RNA from Amphibalanus amphitrite, 4352 nucleotides. RefSeq names its product serine/arginine repetitive matrix protein 5-like. Gene Ontology annotation, molecular function: protein binding. NCBI's taxonomy places the organism in Eukaryota, Metazoa, Arthropoda, Thecostraca, Balanomorpha, Balanidae. The record is from RefSeq and is a predicted model, not a curated record. The coding region runs from base 289 to 3750 and encodes 1153 amino acids. The transcript is spliced from 7 exons.
AGUCGCGGCCUGUGCUCGCUGGCGGCAGCAGUGGACGGUGCGGGACGGCCGGCGCCGUGCAGUGGACUCGGCCGGGCUGACGCGGAGGUCCGGCCAGGGGUCACUCAGACUCGGCACUGGAACAUCGGGAGUUGGCCGGACCGCCGCCGCCGCCGGCUGGGCCUUCUCAGGCCGCCUGCUGUCUGCUGACCACCGACCACCGCCCGCCCGUCUUCCACCGACCAUCGACCACCGGUCAUCGCCGCCGCCGCCGCCCACAGCGAGGGAGCGAACUAAGGGCGCGGCACGAUGCGGCUGUUCCGCCGGCGGGCGCCCGACUCGGCGCCCCAGCUGGUCAGCCUGGCGCCCCUGAAGAGGGAGAAGGCGCCCGUGCACAGUGGACCGGCCCUCUCCACCGUCUCAACGAGGUCGUCCCCGGCAGGACGGCGCAGAGACGAGGACACCUACAAAAAAGAGCCGUCCACCUGGGGCCGCCGAGUGGGCAGUCGGCUGUCGCGGCUCACCCGCUCCAUCAGCACCGAGCAGCUGAGCGCGCCACCUGUCGGCGGAAGACGCAAGUGGACCGUCUCUGAGGAGCCUGACGAGCUGACCAGGACCGCCGCCAGGGGCGCCACCGGCGGCUCGCGGACCCUCAGUCGGCGGCGGGAGGACCGGCCGUUCUCCAGCCCGCCGGCUCAGCGUCUGUCCGGACCGGGCUCGGUCGGAUCCGGACCCAGGACGGCCAGCGCUGUGAAGCGCAGCGUCAGUCUGUACCGGAGCGCGUCCACGAGCCAGCUGAACGUGCCGCUCGAGCGGUCUGACUCGAGCGGGAGUCCCUCGCCGCUGUCCGAGCUGGACGUCUGGGGGUUCUCUGUGGGCUCCGACACCGCCUCCAUAAAGAGCACCAAGUCGGCGCGGCACACCAUGGCCCGCCUGCCCUCGCUGCCCGAGGGAGAGGAAGCGAUCAACAAUGAGGUGCGCAGGAGGCGCAAAAUGGCCAGCAAAGAAUCUCGGCCCAAAAGUCACGAUGGAGUUCUAAAAGAUGUCCAAACACUUAACCGAAACUUUCAAAAGUUUAAGGCCAUCAAAAACAGUGCAGACAAUGAGAUCCGAAGCGUUACGGCAGGACGUCACUCCCUACCACGCAGCGCGGUCGCUCACACAGUAGAAACUGACGCCCUCCUGCCUGACGCCAUCACCGGCUCCAGCUUCUCCUGGAAGCCUCCUCCGCUCAGCCACGGCUGUUCCAACGAGAGCGGCUACGAUAGCGACCGGGUGCCGAGUGACGGCUCACCGGGAGCCAGCGGCAGGUCGACCCUACACCUCCCGUUCGGAGUCGCGUCUAGCCCAGCUCGCCUGCAUGACCUGGCCGCGGAUCCCUCUCCGAGGCACCACCGCCGGUCCCUGGACCUGCUCCACGUGACCUCAGAAUCGACACAGCGCCCGGCAGGCUCGGAAGACGACGAGCCAGACGCCGUCGAGUCGCCAUUCGCAGCGGAGAACAACGACACCAUCCUGCGACAGCCAAAGUCGAGCAAAUCGGGUGGCUCUCGCAUUCCUCGGUCACCAGGGCAGCGGGACGCUGGUCGAACUGGCAGACACGAUGGAGGGACGAGGUCGCAGAGGUCGCGACACAGGUCACCAUCUGACGUGCCGGAAACCGGCGAGACGUCGACGUCCACGCAGACCUCUCUGCCGUGGGACUGUAACGUGUUCAUCGACAUGUCGGCCGAACAGGACGGCAUGUCCAUGGAGUCGUUUGCCGAGGAGAGGCAGCGUGAGGCGCACCGUACACGGCACUCGGACACACUGAAGAAGCGCAGGUCAGGCCACCAUGACUUCAGCAGCGGAAGUGGCUUCCAUCAUUCCGAAACGCGGAAAGAGCACAGCCCUCACCACUCAGAAAGAGUAAGUGCACACAAGCCAUACCACAAAGGUGUUAUUUCCUAUUAUGAUGAUGAAGGAAGGCAACGCAAUCCACACUCUUCAGAUGCUGCUAAAUCUAGGAGCCAUCGCUACACCGAGCCAGGCUUUGGAUACGCCACUUUCCGCAUGGAACUGACUCGCGACAGGAGCCAGCAACAUCACACGAGCGAGCUUAGAAGCGACCUGAACGUCUCUAACUCCACCAGAGACCAUCGAACUCCCAGCAGACUCCCCACCAGGGACGGACACAGCCCGCAGCACUCCGAGCACAGUGGAACCAUGCGGCGACAGCGUCGGAAACCCGUCAGCUCCUCCGACCCCCGUCCAGCCCUGUUCGGCUACUCUGGUCACGACUCGUCGACUCUGCGAUCGAAAACUGCCGAGUCGCGCCGUCACCGGGACCGCUCCCACCCUCGCUCGGUGGCACGCUCCGAGCCUGGCUGCAGCAGCCGGUCACCGACCCCUACCCGGCUUCCUGACCCGUCCCCGGUGACCAGCCGGGGACACCUGAGUUCCGCUCUAUCCCUGACCCGCCACGGUGAACCGGAGACGGGUUCUGUCCGUCAGAGACACGUCUCCCGGCCGGCCCUCAGCAGUCGGCACCGGAACCUCUCCACUUCCUCCCACGACAUCCGACUCGGCUCCGGCUCCCAGCUGUCAGUCCCUGACGAGGACAGCAGGAGAAUCAGGAAGCCCCCGGUGCGGCCAGACUUCGACCCGCGCCGCGACAGGCUGUCGGCGCUGCCGCUCAACUUCGGUCACCGACACACGCGCCUGGGGCCGCCGCCGCGCGACACGGAGCGGCUUCAGAGGCACCCGGCCAGAAGGACAGAGGAACACAGCCGACCCGCGCGGUCAGAGGCCGGCUCAGACGUCAGCAGCAAGCAGUUCAAGCUGCUGAGGAUCCGACGCAGUUCGACAGACAGCCUCGGGAUCUCCAUAGCGAUGAAUACCUCCCGGGAUUACUUCAUCGCGGAGAUGGACCACAGAGGAACUCUGGCCAGGGACGGCCGUUUCAAGGUGGGCGACGAACUGGUGAACGUGAACGGACGCCGGCUGCGCGGCUGUGCGCUCGAAUCGGUGCUGGACGUGCUACAGGACCCGUCGCCCGAGCUGGACAUUGUCAUAGCGCGCGACUUCCACCCGGACCGGCUGCAGCCGGCCGCGCCGCCGGCCGGUCAGCACGUGGUGGUCAUCUCUGUACCGGACACGAGCGGCGGCGGCGGCGGCGGCGGCGCGUCAGGCUCUCGGGACGAGCUGCUCGACGAGCCGGACGACUCGCUCGAGUACCCAGCCACGGGCUCGGAGCCGUACGACGCCUCUGAGGCGGACGAGUACCGGCGGCCCGAGUCGACGGUGUCUGGUGUCUCGGAGCUGUCGGGCGCGGGCUCUCAGUCACCCUCACUGGCCAAAUACCUGGUGCGCCGCCGGCACGGGCAGCGCUCCGGCCGGUCCGCCUCAGGUACCCUGCGCCGGCCCAAGUCGCUGGCCACCUCCGUGCUGACGCUGACCUUUGAGAAGGGCGUCGGAAGGAAGAGCCUCGGCUUCAGCAUUGUGGGAGGCAAGGACUCACCCAGGGGCAGCAUGGGCAUCUUUGUCAAGACGGUGUUCCCCAACGGACAGGCGGCUGACAAACUUAUGGAAGGUGAUGAGGUUCUGACUCUCAAUGGUGAGAGCAUGCAGGGACUGCUUCACAGCGAAGCGGUCACCCUGUUCAAGUCGGUACGGUCUGGGACAGUGACCCUGGAGGUCGCCAGGAGGGACCCCGCCGCGGUCAGCCGACCCUCCAUCGCCAGACAAUCCAUGUCCAAGUCCUGUGACAACCUGCUGCGCGCUCAGCAGUGAAAAUCACGGGGCCGAGGGCGCCACCCUGGGAAACGCCGCCAGGAUGAAAAAUAGCUGCUGGCCUGACCUGACCUCCAGACCAGCGACUGGUCGCCGCGUCGACGGCGGUGGGAUCGGACCGAGCCGGUCAAGGGCGCUAAGGAGCACCGUAGCGUCGUCACGAGCCCUCACGGCAUCGUUCAUGAAACUGAUUUGAUGGCCGGAGAAACGGACCGCCAUUGCCGGCCGUGAAGUUGGUCUGUUACGGUUUCGUGCUCACACUGCCUAUCUGAACGGGCCAUGACUGUCUGUGAUCUGGGGCGGGCCAUGGAGGUGAUGAGAUGAUCUCAGAUCAGUCGAAUUAAUUACUUAUGCGUGUCUCGAUAUGAACAAUGAUCGGCUAGUGUUUUAUCGAAUAUGCUUCAUAUAACGCUGGAGUGUAAAAUGAUGUUGAGUGCCAUUUAUGUUGUAUUAAAGCAUGCUAAUCUCUUAUGAAAUGUUAAUCGCUGAAAUGUUCAUCAAAUUUUAAAGGUUUCCAGUGUUCGCUGCAUGCCAUGUUUUAUGAGGGUUAGUUGUGAACUCCUUUUGGCAAUGUUACUAAAUAUAGCACGAAACGAUUUAUA